Messenger RNA from Cannabis sativa, 2721 nucleotides. RefSeq names its product L-type lectin-domain containing receptor kinase S.4-like. Gene Ontology annotation, molecular function: ATP binding; protein kinase activity; carbohydrate binding. Gene Ontology annotation, cellular component: plasma membrane. Bases 265 to 2430 code for a protein of 721 amino acids. The transcript has a single exon. Gene Ontology annotation, biological process: protein phosphorylation. NCBI's taxonomy places the organism in Eukaryota, Viridiplantae, Streptophyta, Magnoliopsida, Rosales, Cannabaceae. The record is from RefSeq and is a predicted model, not a curated record.
ACAUAAAAGAAAAGAUAGUGUGAGCAAGUGACCCCAUUAAUGGUGUUUUUAGCAACUCACCUCCAUUAACUCAAGUAGACCCUUCUCUUCAAAACCUCUUUUUUUCUCCACUACCCUCAUCUAUUUCAGAUCUUCUUUACCAACCUCAAUAAAUAAAAACGUCUUACCAUAUUUUCCCUUUCUUUUUCUUCGAAACAACGCCUAUCCUACCAACUUUUUCUUCUCAUUCUUUAUGGAGAAAACACAAGAGGCCUUUCAACUUUGAUGAAUCAAUCAAAAUCUAGUAUGGAAAUCAUAACCAUCACCUGGGAAGUUUUUCUUCUCUCACUCUUUUUCGUCUCAGCUUCAUCUCAAUUCACCGACCUGUUCUACCCGGGAUUCAAAGAGGUUGCCCGCACUACCACUACUGCGACUACUAACAAUCUAACCUUAACAGGAGUUGCACAGAUUCAGAAAAAUGGUAUCUUGAAACUGACAAACGAUAGCAGAAGACUCAUUGGUCAUGCCGUUACAAGCUCUAUGAUUCGAUUAAAGAACUCCACAAACGGUAAAGCUUUCUCCUUUUCGACUUCUUUUGCAUUCACCAUCGUUCCAGAGUACCCCAAGCUCGGUGGCCAUGGCUUCGCUUUCACCAUCGCACCAUCCAUUGACACAAAGGGUCUUCCGAGUCAGUAUCUUGGUAUCUUCAACGCUAGUGACAAUUCUGGAAACUCCUCCAACCAUAUCUUCGCUGUUGAGUUCGAUACAGUUCAGGAUUUUGAGUUCGGUGAUAUCAAUGAUAACCAUGUCGGAAUUGAUAUCAACAGCUUAAACUCAACUUUUGCUGGUGCCGCUUCGUAUUUUGAUGAUAAGGAUCCCUCCAAGACAACUAAUUUCAGUCUCAAUGGGAAAGCGAUUCAGGCUUGGAUUGAUUACGACUCUGCUGACAAUCUUCUCAGUGUGACGGUGGCUCCAUUUUCGAAGAAACCCAAAAAACCGCUUCUUUCGGUUAAGAUGGACUUGACACCGAUUUUUCAAGAGUUUAUGUACGUGGGUUUCUCUGCUUCGACGGGUUUACUCGCAAGCUCUCAUUACCUCUUGGGUUGGAGCUUUAAAGUCAACGGUCAAGCUCGAGCUCUUGACAUGGCUGAUCUUCCUUCCCUUCCCGGUCCAAAGAAAAGCCACACAGCUAUAGCGAUCGGCACCGGAGUUUCAGCCACGGUAUUAUUAAUUUUCUUAAUCCUUGUCGCCGUAUACCUCUUUUACAAGAUCAAGAACGCGGAUCCAAUCGAGAAAUGGGAAUUAGAGCUCGGUCCACAUCGUUAUUCCUACGAAGAACUCAAGAAAGCAACGAAAGGUUUCAGAGAGAAGGAGCUUCUAGGAUAUGGCGGAUUCGGGCGAGUUUACAAAGGAACCAUUCCGAAAUCAAAAGUCCAAGUGGCAGUGAAGCGAGUUUCGCACGAAUCUAAACAGGGUCUCCGUGAAUUCGUGGCAGAGAUUGCCAGCAUCGGUAGGCUCCGUCACCGGAACCUGGUUCAACUUCUGGGGUGGUGCCGUCGACGUGGCGAUCUCUUAUUGGUCUACGAUUUCAUGUCGAAUGGGAGCUUAGACAAGUACAUCUUCGACAAGCCCAAAACGAUUCUGAACUGGGAACAGAGAAUGAAAAUCAUAAAAGGAGUGGCUUCAGCUCUGUUAUACUUACACGAAGGCUUCGAACAAGUGGUGCUUCACCGAGACGUAAAAGCCAGCAAUGUAUUACUAGACAGCGAGUUAAACGGCCGACUCGGCGAUUUUGGACUCGCCAGGCUCCAUGACCACGGCUCCAACAUGAGCACAACACGUGUGGUGGGUACAUUGGGGUAUUUAGCACCGGAGCUACCCAGAACGGGAAAAGCCACGACGAGCUCAGACGUUUAUGCAUUUGGGGCUCUAUUGCUCGAAGUGGCUUGCGGGCGUAAACCCAUUGAGCCAAAUGCUCCACCGGAGGAGUUGGUGUUGGUUGAUUGGGUAUGGGACUAUUACCAAGCUGGGAGAGUCCUUGAUGUAAUAGACAAGAGACUGAAUGACCAGUACGACGUCGUUGAGGCAGUGAUGGUGGUGAAGUUGGGUUUGAUGUGUUCGAACAAUGGGGUGCUGGCUCGGCCUAGUAUGAGACAGGUGGUGAGGUACCUUGAAGGAGAGGUUAUGGUUCCCGGAGAGUUGAGAGCCCCCGAUGAUGAGUUAGAAGGGAAGAAAUAUCAGAUGGGUAUUGGUGGUCAUGACGGUUUUGAUGAUUUUCUGCACUCUUUUCCAUCAUCUUCGUUUGAUAAUUUAAGUGGGUCUUAUUCGUUUAAAGGGAAUAAUAAUAAUAGUCACAGAGAUGGUAUGGACCAGAGUUUUGCUUCUCUUUCUACUUCUCCUCUCUCUCUUCUCCAACAUGGUAGAGGUGAUACUACUAGAUUAUCAGAAUAGUUUCAUUACAUGGAAAAUAAUUAUAUAAUACGCAAUGUAGAUAGAGAGACUCGUUGGAGAGUUGAAAUCAAUUGAUAACUAUAGUGUUAAUUUGUUUUGUUUGUUUGUAACACCAAUAUUGGGUUUUUAAGUUUAUUUAGAGUAAACCAGACUAUGAUUAAUCAUAUACAAUCAUGCUGUAAGGGUUUAGGGGUUUAGACCUUGUUUGAUGUAGACCUCGAUUAAUGUCUUUUUUGUAUUGUUGUAUUUCUCCAUUUUCCUCAUAUUAUUUGAACAAGUCUUCUUACUUUU